CUUAUUAUGAUUACCCUUAUUACACUCAUAUAUAUAAAUUUUUCAUUGUUUAAAUUACGCUUAUUACCCUUAUUACGAUCAUAUUUGAACUUUAUUAUACUCAUUACAAAUCAUCUUCACCCUUAUUACAUUCAUUCAUUUGACAUUUCAAAGUUCAAACCUUAUUACGUAUUUUACCCUAAUUACAUUUAUUAUCCUUAUCCCUUGUUACUAUUAUUAUAUUCUCUCUCCUCAUCCAUAUUCUUUUUUUUUUUAUAAAAAAACAUCCUGUUUUCCCGUUACGCAAUAUUGAAAGCUCCUAAAACAGAGAUCUCGUGUACUGACAAUCAGAGAAUCGUAUCGACGCCAUCAAUUUAUUCUGUUAAUCUUUUUUUAGUUAAUAGACAACUAAAAGUUUUUGUCGAUCAAUAAAGUAAAAAAUUUUUCUUUGUUAACAUAAAGUACAGUAAUAUACAUUAAUACAUUAUACAUAAUUAACUUUAUUUCGUUUCUUUUUCUUUCUUUCUUUCUUUCUUUCAAUAAUCAAAGAAACUUAUAAAGAUUGAAUUAGAUACUUUUUCGCGUUACUUUUUAUUUGAAACACUUUGAUAUUGACCUGCAUAAUUAAAAAUGUCAAAAUAAG
Molecule: messenger RNA, 622 nt
Organism: Rhizophagus irregularis DAOM 181602=DAOM 197198
Lineage: Eukaryota; Fungi; Glomeromycota; Glomeromycetes; Glomerales; Glomeraceae
Source: RefSeq, a predicted model, not a curated record